This is a messenger RNA of Stegostoma tigrinum, 2607 nucleotides long. RefSeq names its product YdjC chitooligosaccharide deacetylase homolog (gene ydjc). The transcript has 4 exons. Gene Ontology annotation, biological process: carbohydrate metabolic process. Lineage: Eukaryota; Metazoa; Chordata; Chondrichthyes; Orectolobiformes; Stegostomatidae. The record is from RefSeq and is a predicted model, not a curated record. Gene Ontology annotation, molecular function: deacetylase activity. Bases 580 to 1536 code for a protein of 318 amino acids.
AACAUACGUCUAAAGCAAAGCUCAGUUUGCAGACGCCUUCUGAAACGAGAGCGAUUGGUAGAAAACUAUUUUCAAUUUAACUCGUGGGCGUGGCUAGGUUUUAUUUUUGGCGUGGCUUAUUUUACUACCAGGAAAGAUAGCGGAAACGUAGUUUUACGGCUUGACGUAGCUUGCGUCUAAAAUUCCCCUCAUCCUAUUUUGCGCCGGUUUGGUUAAAAAAUUUAGCUGAGUCCACGUUGAUUGAAACCAGCACAAGCCAAAGGAAAAUAAACUCAUCUUAGCCACCAGGACACAGGGUCCUUUAUUCAUUUCCUUCUUUAGAGGGCGCAGUAACCUUGAAGCUGGACUGCAGCCUUUCGGAAAUCCCUUGUUAGCAAUGGCCAGUCAUUGAGUCUUCACUGUGGCUCUUAUGGUUUGAUUAAACGCUGGCGGUAACCGUGCCUCACAAUGGGAGCGAACUCUGGUGGAAGGUACGAUUCCUGGACUAUGUAAAGCGGUGCUUAGAAUGCGCGGAAGUGAAUUCUGCUGGUGAAACACACCUUCUGAAUAAACUUGGACGCACAAGGGAGCAGGUUGUGGAUGGUGCCGCAUGGGGGCGGGAAUUUGAGCCGAAGUUGCCCCCAGUACGGAUGUGUCUUGCAAUACGUGUUUGCCUUGGCCUCUUGGUGUGAUAUCUCUGGAAAGGGACGUAACAUCCUCCUGGCGGCAUUGAACUGGCAAGACGUAUUUAAAGGAGCCCAGCGAAAGGUUCCCACUAUUUGGGACUUCCUAGCCGAAGUAAAUCACGAUAAGGUUCCUGUUCCCAAUCGAUCCCACAGCAACCGAGCAUCAAGGCUGGUGUUUUGGAGCGAACAGGUAGACCAGGAGUUAAGAGGACAAGUAGAUCUGUUCUGUGAACUAACAGGACAUUUACCUCACCAUAUGGAUGGACACCAGCAUGUUCAUGUUUUACCAGGUAUACGAGAUAUAUUUGCACAAGUACUUUCAGAUUAUGGAAUCAAGUAUACUCGAGUCCCUAUCGAACCAGGCCUGCGUGACUGUGAUUGGAUAGGACAACAGCUAAUGGACUUCUAUCUGCAAGUCGAAAAAGAUGCAUUCAAUUCAAUAGAUGUAUUUAAACAACAUGGAAUCAGGUGGGCUGAUAUCUACAUUGGCCUAACAACAAUGGGGAAAAAUAUGUCAGUAUCAAAUAUCCAGCGAGUUAUCGAGAAUGCCAUAGCCACAAGGGCAGACACGUCCUGUGGGAAAAGAUUCCAACCUCUGCAGGAUGAUACAAUAUUGACAAUGGAACUAAUGGUACAUCCUGGUUAUUCCAGCUUUCCUGAAGAGGGUGGAUGUGGUGAAGGGCCUGAUGAGUUUUCGAUGUCUGCAGAUAGAUUUCUUGAACUGCAAACCCUCAAGGAGUCAAAGCUACUAAAAUAUUACGAGGACAAAAAUAUACAACUGUGCUCUUUCAAAGACAUAAAGGAAAUAGGAUCAGAAAAAAUAAUUCAGAGGGAGGGGGACGAACACAGACUUGAGGCUUUCAGUGACUAGAAGAUGACAAUGCCAGAAAUCUUUGCAAAUUAAACGCCAUGGAAUCACAGAAAAAGAUACGGGUUUACAAGUGAAACUAGAUGAUCCAACAUUUCACUGGUCAUACAGAAAAAUACUUAAUCUUUAAUGGAAUUGGAAUUCAACUACAGUAGGAAAUCCCCUUUCGGAAACUUCAGUUACAAUCAGAGCAGAUAUCAGUGCCAAUUCUUAAUGAAAAUCUAAAUCAUCAGUUGAACUUAUUGGGUGUUCAAGGAAAUAGAAAUUAUGUCCAGUGCUGUGUUCCAAAUACUUCAAAGUUUGCUAUGCACAGCAUCAAAACAAAGAAGUAACAAGGCAAACAAUUUUGAUAAAAUUGAUGCCUCAGAAAGCUUGUAUUUAGAAAGCAUUAAACUAUACUUAUAUAAAUGAAUACUGACAUACAGAAUUACAAAAUGUGCAAUAACUUGAAACUUAAUAUGAAGACAUAGGAGAAAUCAAUUAUUAAAAUCAGCGUUUGGUCAUAAAAACUGGUGACUUAAACUGCUCAACUUUCACAGAAGUACAGAACUGCUGUGACACAGAAGGCUAUACAUCCCAUCAUGCCUGCACAAGUUCAGUUGGCUACUGCUAAUCGCUUGUCUUCACCACCCCCCCCCCGACCAAAUAUCCCUGAACAGCAUCAUUAUCAAAAUUAUCAUCCAAUGCCUGUCUAAAUGCCUCAAUUACAGCAUGCAUUUGUAAGCACUAGAGUAUGUCUCUAGUUCCUUGAUGCCAAGUACUGUUAUCCAUCAGAGUUACUGGCAAGGUUUAUGGUUUGGACGGUCCUAAUACAAACAACUGCACCCACAAACUCCUGAAACACUACAGUCUAUGCUACCCACGAGGUUAUUUCACAACUGUGAAGUGGAUGGGAGAGUAUCCUGGGUCUGGAUGGCUGCCGAUUGGUUGUACUCAAGUAUGCUAUUUUUUAAAAAAUGGUUUUGAUUUGAUUGACUUUUCACUUAAAAACAAGACAAUGUGCUGUUGUAUAAAAGGUAACAGAACAUUCAAAUGAAUCUUAAUAGAAUUGUCAAAUAAAAUUUAAUGAUUUGG